ACCGGAGGCGAAAACCCCAAUAGCCUGGCGAUCUACCAGCUGCCCACCCUCGACCCGGUGUUCCUGGGCGACUGCCAAGGUCACAAGGACUGGAUUUUUGCUAUCGCUUGGAUGAGUGACACCGUGGCCGUGAGUGGCUCCCGCGAUGGCACCGUAGCACUGUGGCGGGUGGACCCUGACAUGUUCAGUUCCAGCGAUGUGGGGCUUCCUGUGUAUACACACAUCCAUCCAAACGACAUGGAGGCCAUCCCCAGAGCAGUCACCAGUCCUGGUAACCGCAAAGUAAGAGCCCUAACUUUCAACAGCAAAAAUCAGGAGCUGGGAGCCUUGUCCCUGGAUGGCUACUUCCACCUGUGGAAACCUGAGAGUUCCCUGACCAGGCUUCUGUCCAUCAGGCUGCCCUACUGUAGAGAGAACCUGUGCCUGACCUAUUGUGAUGAGUUUUCCCUUUAUGCGGUGGGCUCCCAGUCUCACCUUUCCUUCUUGGAUCUGCGCCAGCGUCUGCGGAAUAUGAUAACUGUGUGUACCCGAGAUGGCGGCACAGGUGUGCGCUCAUUGAGCUUCUACCAGAACAUGGCUACCGUGGGUACGGGCCAUGGCUCACUGCUCUUUUAUGAUGUCCGUGCCCAGAAGUUCCUAGAAGAGAGGUCUUCAAGGAGUCCACACUCUUUUCCCAAACCCACAGGGAGAAACCUGAAACUCAACUGCGGCAGAGGCUGGCUCAACCAUGAUGAUUUCUGGGCGAACUACUUUGGUGACAUGGAGGAAUUUCCCAAUGCACUGUACACCCACUGCUACAACUGGCCCGAGAUGAAACUUUUUGCUGCUGGGGGACCACUACCUUCAGGUCUUCAUGGGAAUUAUGCGGGCCUCUGGAGCUAA
Molecule: messenger RNA, 882 nt
Organism: Castor canadensis (American beaver)
Lineage: Eukaryota; Metazoa; Chordata; Mammalia; Rodentia; Castoridae
Source: RefSeq, a predicted model, not a curated record